This is a messenger RNA of Sphaeroforma arctica JP610, 418 nucleotides long. RefSeq lists its product as hypothetical. The coding region runs from base 44 to 418 and encodes 124 amino acids. The transcript is spliced from 3 exons. The record is from RefSeq and is a predicted model, not a curated record. NCBI's taxonomy places the organism in Eukaryota, Ichthyosporea, Ichthyophonida.
AAGCUUUGCGAAGCCAUUCUACUUAACGUAUUUUAACACGGCCAUGUUCUCCGUGUACUUGCUUGGUUUCUUUCGUCAGUCUUGGCGUGAUCAGAUACCUACUCGUAAUCAAUUCAGAAAGUACAUCAGCGAGCACGUCUGCAGUUGUUUCAAGAGUAGUCGCGCCCACAGCUCGACCGCUUCUAGCAGUGACAACAUCCAUCUUAUGCAAGAUGAGGAUAGGGACAUAGAUGCAGAAGAUGAAUUGCUUACGGCAUCACCGGAUACAGAGUCGUCGGUCAAUUUCAACAGCAUAGCUUGUGCGACUGACGAGAUCAAAGGAGAAACUUCACUCGUGCCAAUGACAUUCAUGGAGGUGGGUUAUCAGUUAUACUCGUUACGAGCACAUUCAUCGCAUACGCAAUAUGCUCAUUUUUGA